AUGGGUCAUUCUCAAAAGUCUGAAGCAACUGAGCACGACGUUGCGGCUUCUCUCAGUCGCUCUACAGCAGGCAAAACUCUUUAUAGCAACGUGGAUAUCUCGUCUGUAUCUCAGGAAGGUAACAUGGCUCUAGAGGCUCGUCUCAUGUUGUAUUUUAGUGCCCAUGCCGUCUCGGAUGACGAGCUCGAGCUAAUUGCCGCAUUCCUGGCUACAUCUCGUGCUUGUCAGCGCGUUUUAACACAUAAGCUUUUAUUUAGUCCGAAAAUUGUGAGUUUUUCUAGACUGCUGCAGUUUUUUCUACGUGUUAUAAUGGCAGCACACGCGCGUUCGCACAUUAUUUACCAAGAACAUGAACUAGCACAAGAGACGACAGUCAACUGCUCGUACUUGCAAAAUACAAUGGAGAGCUGCGUGAAUUUGGAAAAGAAAGAGAGUUCGGUCGGAUCUAAUGAAGUUCACAUAAGCUUUAAGCUGCCUGAGAACUUUCACAAGUGUCUAGCAAGUCAGUACGGCAGUGUGAAGCGUCUCAAAUGUGAAGAAGUAUGGCACGGAGACCACAUGGCUUAUCGAUGUAAGACGUGCGGUCUAUCGGACUCUAGUUGCAUGUGUUUGGCGUGUUUUGACCCAGACGAGCAUGAAGGACACGAUUAUCGAGUAUAUCGCUGCUCAUCUGGUGGAUGCUGCGAUUGCGGAGACCCACUUGCUUGGAAACCGGAUGGCUUUUGCAAGAAACACAACGCUCAAAAUGGCAAAAAAGAACAGAUUGAGGACAAAUUGAUUACCAUGAAGAUGCACUCGGAGGAGGACGUUGUGAUGCAGAUGCUUGUACGAAAAAGUAUGGAGUUUUGUGUUGAAACGUUGCGUGAAGUACAUGCCUCGUGCUUAAGACCACGUGCAAGAGAAAACGCAGAAUCGUUCUACCCACGCCGGAAGCUGCCCAGAACAGGUUUGCUGCGCACAGCGUUCCCUCCGAUUGUCAAGGCGCACGUGGACAGGUUGCAACAGACGCUUGCAUGGCUGCAGAUGCUUUCGAUGAGUUGUCUGCAUUAUCGCAAUGUGAUAUCGGGUAUGUUCUUUGAAAAGUUACCAGCGAAAUUUCAGCUGGAUGCGGUGUAUACCCAAGGCACCACGAGUGCCUUAAAUUCUUCGAGUCAACAGGUCGAGAAAGGACCAGUGGAAACGGCACCAACGAGUGGUGAAUCAGAUGAUGAGGAAUUGGAGGAAGGCGCACAAAAGCACGGCCAAAUGCUGAUGCUCGACGUAUUUCUGAAGGCAGGGGUGUUAUUACCUGUUGAGACGUGUGAUGUACUUGGCGUUCUAUACCUUAAGCUGUUGUUUGACCAAUCGUUCAAGCAAAUGUACACUUGCUACUUUGUGGAAUGGUACCCGUACUUCAUCGAGCUGUACUUGGCUGCUAGCGACGAAAACAACGAAGAUGGCAUGCGAAACCUGUCACGAUUCAUUGAUCGCCUCUUUUGCCAGCUCUUCCACAGUAAUGCACAAUUGCGUGAACUGGAGACUGUUUUCGCGUCGAUGCGACCUACUUUUAACGCAAAUGAAAGCCAUGGAACCUGUUGUCGCCGACGGCAGCGGCGAAAGCCGCAUUGUAAUGAUGGCACCCCUGCUCAAGAGAGCGACUCGACACCUUCAUCUUGUGUCGAAUGGCUCAUGGUGUUUUUGUUAGAGAAGCUCAACGACUUGUUUCGAAGUACUCUCCGAUUAAUGACGAUUUUGCCUCAGUCUCUCAUCGAUGGGACCCCAAUUUGUAGUAGCAGUAUAAACGGGAGUAGCACAUCUACAGUUGGCAUAGGAACUGUACCAGAGACUCCUCCUGUGUUGCGGGUAGUCCAAACGGUGGACUGCGGACGAAAUGUAUACAAGAAACGAGUUUAUGCCCGAUUAUGCUCAGAUUUACGAACAUUACUGGUACAUCCACAAACCGCGGCGAAGGUAAUAUUGGGGUCUUACCGCUGUAUGAGCGGAGAUGAGUGUGUUCUCAACGAGGCAUCGGUGUAUGCGCAGCUCAUGAAGACCUUUGAGCUGCUUCAGCACAUGGAUCUACAAACUCGUCAUGUUCAUCGACAUGUCGAGUAUGAGUCUCAAAACUGGACAUUUGCUUUUGUAGCAAACUAUGAGCUAAAGCUACUGCUUAGUGCUUUUCUUACGGGUAUUCCUGCCUGCUUUUCCCGUGAGGUGUGGCAGAGUAUAAGAACAGGUGAAAGUAUUUGGAACCAAGGAGCAAUAGGAGUAAUAACGGGUAGUUCAUCGCUCAAUCCAUUAGAAGCGGACACCUUUCGAUCAAUUGCGCUGGCUCGAGCAAUCCUACAGCCCGUGCGAGCACUGCUGGCCGGGUGGGCGAGACGCAAUGGAAGACCUGAAUUCAUAUCUGAUGCGGCAGAGUCAGCUGUAACGUCCGCUGGUCCUGGCGAAGCAGUGAAUAUGACCGAGGGAGCAAUAGUCACUCAGCUUGUGAAGUACUACGAGCAGGGCACAGUAGCGCUUGGUGGCGCAAGUGCAAAGAGCUUUCACUUUCCGCUCCAUCACAUGUAUGCAGCAUUGAUUCAUGCUCUGUGCGGCGUUGCGCGUCCUCAGACUUUAGAUGACUGGUGCGAGUUGCUUGGCAUGGGAUCUACUGAUGCUGAAAAGCGCAAGGACUUGACGUUUUGGUAUAGUGCACUGGAUCAUCCUCUCCGUGUGCUUCUUUUUUCAAGAGAAAUUAAAGCUGGUCUUUGGGUACGAAAUGGUGGAGUGAUGCUGCAACAAUUGGUUCAUUAUCAUUCAAAACAUUGGCGGUACUUUGGUCUUCACUCCGACCUGUUCCUGUGCCAAUUGGGGGCUAGUCUUCUUCCGCACGGGAGUUUUGUCCGUUUCUUGUUUCAGCAGUUGCCGUUUCGAAUCUGUGAUUCGUAUGUGCUUGGACUACGCUCGCCGGCUGUUAUGCAAAGUGGUGACGUUGUUGCCAAAACUGACCAAAGUCGUGAGCUGCGCCUGGAGCUCGAUAUCGUGGAGGAAGCUCUGCGUCUUUUACUUCAGCUUGUGCUGGCGCCUGUUAAAUUGGCAUCGGCAAGCUCGCCCGAAACGGCCGCUGUGUGGCUUCUUGAGCGCGAGAUCAUGCACUGGUUGACACUAGGCCCGUUUACGCGUAGCGAGGUGAUAAUGCGAACAGAUAUGAAGUUGGUGGAGCAGAUUAAGCAACUUCCAGCGCACGAAUGGGCAGAGUUAGAAGAGGAGGAAAUUUUAACGCAUGUGCUGGAGAAUGUCGGUGAAUAUGACGACCCAGUUGGAAAUAGUAGUUGUUUGCGUACAACUCGAAGCGGCAGUGUUCUAGGAUACGGGCUCAAGAUGAGUGGGUCGUGGAAAUUGAAGCCUGAUCUGUGGUCCCAAGUAUCUCCUCUGUUUGAGUGUUUCACGCCAUCUGAAGCACAGCAGUGCGAACAAAAUGUUCGCAAGCAUUUCUGCAAGAUACGUGAUGACGACAAUGUCUCGACAACAUCAGCUGUCCUCCCCAUGCUGCCACGCCCACAACUUGAAGGGGCAUGUAACGUUGACAUGCAUGGUAUGAUUGCCGAAGCGAUGUUGAAUUCGUCGUAUAUGGCCAGCGUUUUAUUUAUUAUUUUUGAGAAUUACAGACGUAACAUUACUGCAGAGCUUCAAAGUGAGCGUGGAGAUUGCGAAGAUCAAGACAGCUCAAGUGUGACCACCGACGAGACUUUGUUGCUUGCAGCACUGCAUUGUCUGUACGUGGCCGUCGAGAUACUACCGAAGGAUAUUCAAAGCAAGCCCUUGCAAACUGCGAGUGUAUAUCAUGAUAUCAGGACUAAUCUGAAUCUGGACGGCAUUGCCGAAUGUUUUGAGGAAGAGAGCAGCUUGUUCGUCAAACUUUGUACCGAGAUACCGCUGGAUCCAGAUGCUCAUUGCAAUGGAAACGAAGCAGAAACUUCUGGGCAUAGUUUAUUGUCGCUGCUGCUAUUCUUUGCUGAACACAAAAGGGGUAUGGAGGACUCGUACUCUGUGCUGGAUGCCCAGUCAAAAGUGCGUAUCAAUGGCUCUAUUUCUGACCGCGUUAGUCAAUGGGACAGCGCCAACACAAACGGCGAUCAAGCAAAAGCUAGUGCAAAAGAGAUGAUGAGACAAAGGCAGCAAUAUGUCUUAGAGAAAAUGCGGUCGCAACAGCUGCAGUUUUUGUCUUGCAACGACGGCAACAUAAUGGUAGACGAGAUCACCGAAAGUAAUUGUUAUGAUACAGAAGCUAACGAUAUGGAAAUGGGUACUAAUAGCGACAACUGUGACGAAGAAUCCGAGUCAGCUGACUAUUGCUCAAAUGAGGGAAAAGCAACGGAGGGAUCAAGAUCGGACACGGCGGCGAAGGCGAAGUACUCGAGUUCCAUGGAUGAUCAUUCGCCUCAGACUGAAGAGUGUAGUCUUUGUCGUUUACCUUGCGACUCUCGUUCCCAUGAAUCGUCUUUUGGUAUUGUAGGUAUGAUUUUGCCGACAAACAUGCCACAGAAAAUCGAAAACGGCUCAUUACUUACCACGAGAUCAGACAUCUGUGCUUUUGUGUCAUCGCGACUACCUUCAUUCCACGUACGUGAACCAGGUACCACCGAUGAAAUGUGCAUGCAGCUCGCGGAAAGCGUCAUUUGGAGCUGCGGCCAUACUAUUCAUCACACGUGCUUAAAAUCGUAUCUAAUGUCGUUGUGGAAGCAAAAGCGUGAUCCCUUGGAAAUGGCAAAUGGUGAAGAUCGCCUUCUUAGCGAGCGUGAUAUGGAGUUUAUGUGUCCGAUUUGUCGCCGACUUUCGAAUUGUCUGGUGCCGUGUGUUUCCCUGGAAGGACUUCGCGAGCAGGCAUUAACAACUGAAUUUACGAAGACAGAAUUUGAAUUGGAAGAAGAAGAGGAAACGAAAGAUGAUGGACAGGAUCCGUUGGAUUUCCUUCAGUGGCUUGAUACCCAGAUGAGUUUUCGUGACGAUUCGCCAGUAGUCAAACGACGUCGCUCUCGGGCGCAGUCGAAUUUACAUUUGAGGCGACGUUUGCUGUCUGGAUCUGCAUCAAAAACAUCCUUAUCCCCGGGGUCACGAUCCUCUGCUGGCUCAACGUCAUCUCGUGGUGAGCAGGAUUUUAAUGAGCAAGACGUGAGCAUAGAGCGUGAGAUUGGCGCCUUCUGUCACGAAAUCUUAUUACGUUCUGUGCGCGCGCAGCUGUACCUACCGACGCUCUUGACAGGAUCAAUACGCGAUGAAGGUAGCUUGGAGUUGGAAAUUCAGCAACUGAGCUCAGAGUGCGGUGCUCAAACUCCAGCGUGGCAAUUACUGUUGCAUUGUUUGGAGGUGCAAUUACGUAUAGCUGCACGUGAGAAAACGUUGUUGCAGACUGAUGCCGUCGAUUCGUUGCAGCUUCGCUCGAUGCGCCAGCUUGCUAACUUAACAGCAGUUGCAGUAGCAUUUUCUACACCAAGUUCAUUGGCAUGGACUGUGGUUGAAGCGCCGACUGAUAAGCAGUUUGAGAGCGUGAUGGCACGGCUUAAUGGUCUGAUAUUUGGCCAGCAAGUGCUUUUUGAAGAAGAUGAUGAUGCAUACACUACCAAGUGGAAUGGUUGCGACCAGCUGCCAACGAGUAAGGUUGAGAACACGACGAAUGCAGCUUUAGUGGGGACGCCUAUAUUGUGUCAUCCGCAAUUACUGACGUGUUUCGCAAUGAGAAUAAUGUGGAGACAGAGCAUAACAACACCCAAUGCUGAUGUGGCAACGGAUCAGCUUCUCACUGAAGCUUUUUUCUCGGCGCGUAUAUUAUUUACAGCCCAGGUGUUGCAGUCACUUGCCUACCUCUCAAUGCAAAAUGACCACCAUUCAUCAAUCAAUAAAGGAAAGAAUAAAGAGGAAGUAAGUGGCAUGAACACCAAAGAGAUUCGUGAAUUUGAGGGAGUGGAGUCGCUUCACGACGCAUCUGCGUGGAUUUCGCUGAUGCUGGCACGGUCUCGCGUGACGGAGAGUAAACUGGUCGUCUCGCGUGGCGUUAAACUCGAAAGGAAUCAAAACGAUGCUGCGAUGGAGGAACAGGUAAGCGUGUUGUGCCUACCAUUGGCUCAGCAAAUGCUUCUACUUAUGGAUGCUGUGCGUCCAAUGCCGCCUCAACACAACAACGAUAGUCAAGGAAAUGUUGUGUCCCAAGCACCUCAAACUGUCGCGGAGUCGUGUGCUGUGUGCGAUGGACUGUUUCCUUCGACACCCACGUCAACCGAGGCACCUUCGGCGUCUAUGUUGCUCGACAAAUGUCUGCAAAGACUUCAUUUACCUCCUCUGAGACUUUUUUUCCACCGUCAAAUGUUCCCGUCAAGUCAGCGCGCGUUGUGCCAGCUCUGGGGCGCUCAGCUCGAAGCAAAGGCUGCCGUUUCUCGACAGCAAGCGCGCUCGCUGACGUUGGUAACUGGUAAUUCUCCUGCUGUAGUCGAUACGUUCCCGUUACAGCGACAAAUGAUGCUGCUUUCGUCUCAAGCUGCCGCCGUGGCCUCUGCUGGAGCAAACUACCGCGUGUUUAUUCCACUGCCACGCGUGUACAUGGAUCUGUUUAUCCGUUACAACGAGAAGCCGACAGGAGUCUGCCGUCAGUGCGCACAGGUGCCCCAGCAUCCAGGAUUGUGCCUCAUUUGUGGUGAAGUGUUGUGCUGUUUUUCGGCAUGCUGCGAGACAAGAGAAGGAGGCGGCGUGGGGGAGUGCACUCAGCAUGCCCAGCAUUGCGGCCUUGGAUUGGGUGCUUUCCUGCUAUUGCGUGCAUGCACCGUGAUCCUUUUUCUUGGGCAACGCGAGGCGUUGUGUAUGGGGAAGUCUAUAUGUGGACAAAAACGGCGAAGAGGAUCCGUAUCUGCGUCGUGGUAA
Molecule: messenger RNA, 6873 nt
Organism: Peronospora belbahrii
Lineage: Eukaryota; Oomycota; Peronosporomycetes; Peronosporales; Peronosporaceae
Source: the annotation of a GenBank genome assembly